Molecule: messenger RNA, 375 nt
Organism: Eptesicus fuscus (big brown bat)
Lineage: Eukaryota; Metazoa; Chordata; Mammalia; Chiroptera; Vespertilionidae
Product: prothymosin alpha-like
Exons: 2
Coding region: 1-375 (124 amino acids)
Biological process (GO): negative regulation of apoptotic process; positive regulation of transcription by RNA polymerase II
Cellular component (GO): nucleus
Molecular function (GO): histone binding
Source: RefSeq, a predicted model, not a curated record
AUGGAAAUUCCUAGCAGCCUCUGCACAGGAUCACCAGCGUGCCCCACCGUGUCAGACACGGCCGUGGGCACCAGCUCCGAGAUCACCACCAAGGACUUAAAGGAGAAGAAGGAAGUUGUGGCGGAGGCAGAGAAUGGAAGCAAUGCACCUGAGAAUGGGAAUGCUAGUGAGGAAAAUGGGGAGCAGGAGGCUGACCAUGAGGUAGAGGAAGAAGAGGAAGAAGGAGGGAAGGAGGAGGAAGAAGAGGGUGAUGGUGAGGAAGAGGGUGGAGAUGAAGAUGAGGAGGCUGAGGCAGCUACAGGCAAACGGGCAGCUGGAGAUGAUGAGGAUGACUAUGUUGACACGAAGAAGCAGAAGACGGAUGAGGAUGACUAG